Molecule: messenger RNA, 678 nt
Organism: Apaloderma vittatum (bar-tailed trogon)
Lineage: Eukaryota; Metazoa; Chordata; Aves; Trogoniformes; Trogonidae
Product: bifunctional glutamate/proline--tRNA ligase-like
Exons: 4
Coding region: 34-453 (139 amino acids)
Biological process (GO): prolyl-tRNA aminoacylation
Cellular component (GO): aminoacyl-tRNA synthetase multienzyme complex; cytoplasm
Molecular function (GO): ATP binding; proline-tRNA ligase activity
Source: RefSeq, a predicted model, not a curated record
GUUCCAGUCAGGGUUGAAGUGGGACCACGCGACAUGAAGAGCCAACAGUUUGUAGCCGUUAGACGAGAUACAGGACAGAAGCUCACCUUUUCUGAACAUGAAGCAGAAGAUAGACUUAAGCAGAUUUUGGAAGAGAUCCAUACUAACCUUUACAACAGAGCUUCCGAGGACCUAAAAAGUCAUAUGGUGGUAGCCAAUACUAUGGAGGACUUUCAAAAAGAGCUUGAUUCGGGAAAGAUUGUACAAAUCCCUUUUUGUGGGGAAAUUGAGUGUGAGGAUUGGAUCAAGAAGACUACUGCCAGGGAUCAAGAUCUAGAGCCUGGCGCCCCCUCCAUGGGAGCAAAAAGCCUCUGCAUACCUUUUCAGCCUCUCUGUGAACUGCAGCGCGGGGCAAGAUGUGUCUGCAGCAAAAACCCUGCCAAGUUUUACACCCUAUUUGGCCGUAGUUACUAAAUUACUAGUGAAAGUACCUUCUCCUUUAUCUGUGAAUUGAACUUUUUUUAAUAAGACUGAAAUAGCCCCCAAACUUUAAUCAUCAGUUUUGUGACUUUUUAAAUGAUUCCAAAAAAAACAAAGCCAUAGUCUAUAACCCCCCUCAGUUGUCAGUCUUAGGCUAGCAGUAAUUCACAGACUUUUCUGUAAACAUCUCUAAUAAUAAACACGUAUUGUGAGCUGUAA